Messenger RNA from Chondrus crispus (carragheen), 177 nucleotides. RefSeq lists its product as hypothetical. Lineage: Eukaryota; Rhodophyta; Florideophyceae; Gigartinales; Gigartinaceae. The coding region runs from base 1 to 177 and encodes 58 amino acids. The record is from RefSeq and is a predicted model, not a curated record. The transcript has a single exon.
AUGCAACGGCCAAAGCCGCUGCAUCCCUUACAUCUUAUCACCAUCUUUCGGGUCCCAGCGCAACUGCUCUGGGUCGGUCUUAAGAUCAACGAUCUUAUGCCGCCCCAAACUGCUCGUUUUUACACUCGUUUUCACUUCGCCCACGGGCUUGCACCCUCCGACUCGCACCCGCGCUAG